AGCAUUUGUGGUGUCCCAGUUCCUUUAUUGUUCCUGUUGUUGAUUGGCUAAAGAGACUCCAUGACCAUGUUGACCAGUCUUCUGCUUCUCAGUGCUGCCUUUGCUCUGGGAGAUGCAAAUUCAUUGCUAGAAGAAGACUUGUGUCCUUCCGGUUGGACCAAAUAUGGAUCACGCUGUUUAAUGUUUGUAAAGACUACAAGGAGCUGGCCUGAAGCAGAGCGGUACUGUGUGUCCCUUGGUGAUCAACCGGUGUCUGUACCCAACGUUGUGAAGUACCUUGGCGCAAACCUGGCAUCUGUGCACAGCUCCGAGGAGGACCAGUUUCUACAGGCGUUGGUCUUGGUCAAGACUGUUGGUUUCCCUCCUACCUGGAUUGGUGGAUUUUAUUCUGUUAAGGACAGGUGGUGGUUCUGGAGUGAUGGCUCAGACUUUGAUCACCAGAACUGGGCUAAAGGAAGGCCUGGUGCUGGUGCCAGAGAGUCUUGUGUUCAUAUCAACUUGAGACAAAACAACAUGAACAACAUCCAGAACCAGCUGCAAAGAAAUAAGAUUUAAGCCCCAACAUUGCUCAGGGGUGUAUUGUCCAUUGUCGUCACAAGUGGGGAUGAAGCCUCCAAUUGGUCCAUGUGUCGCGGCAUCUCUAGCAAGCUCACAUGGGGUCUUGAGGUCGAAGAU
Molecule: messenger RNA, 675 nt
Organism: Oncorhynchus gorbuscha (pink salmon)
Lineage: Eukaryota; Metazoa; Chordata; Actinopteri; Salmoniformes; Salmonidae
Product: ladderlectin-like
Exons: 7
Coding region: 61-555 (164 amino acids)
Molecular function (GO): signaling receptor activity
Source: RefSeq, a predicted model, not a curated record